Nannospalax galili (Upper Galilee mountains blind mole rat) is the source of this 2432-nucleotide messenger RNA. RefSeq names its product zinc finger protein 576 (gene Znf576). The coding region runs from base 326 to 895 and encodes 189 amino acids. NCBI's taxonomy places the organism in Eukaryota, Metazoa, Chordata, Mammalia, Rodentia, Spalacidae. Gene Ontology annotation, molecular function: DNA-binding transcription factor activity, RNA polymerase II-specific; RNA polymerase II transcription regulatory region sequence-specific DNA binding. The record is from RefSeq and is a predicted model, not a curated record. Gene Ontology annotation, cellular component: nucleus. Gene Ontology annotation, biological process: regulation of transcription by RNA polymerase II. The transcript has 3 exons.
CCUGGCUGGGUGUCUGUGAUAUAGUGCCUGACUGAAAACGUGACUCUAACUCCGACACGGCUCGAUGAGCGACAGGGCGCUAAGACAUGAACGUCUGGAGACUGACAAGACUCUAUCCUGCUUCCUUCCGGUGGCCGCGCUGUGGCCAUCGUCUGUCAGGCGCAGCGAAGGGCAGCCCGGUGCUGUACGGAAGAAAGCUAGAAGCCAGGAUGACCGGCCUGGAGAGCUGGGGGCGCUCUAGCAGCGCGUGGGAGAAGCAGGACGCAGAAACGAGUUAGGAGCGAGCGUGGGAGGCGGGGGCUCUGCGUGGAGCGAGAGUCACAGGAUGUCACGGAAGGAUGUCUCCCGGAAGAGGCGGGCUGAAGGCGAGGUCGCAGUCAACAUGGAGGACCCGCACCCUGAAGAGAAUAUGGAGCAGCAGGCUUCUACCAAGGAGAGGCGACCGGGCAGCCCAGAAAGCAAACUCUGCCACCUAGGGGUCCCACAGUGCACCCACUGCCUCAUCACCUUCGCCGAUUCCAAGUUCCAGGAACGUCAUAUGAAGCGAGAGCAUCCUGCGGACUUCGUGGCCCAGAAGCUGCAGGGGGCGCUCUUCAUCUGCUUCACCUGUGCCGGUUCCUUCCCAUCCUCCAAGGCCUUGAUCGCCCACCAGCGCAGCCACGGUCCGACUGUGAAGCCCUCCCCUCCUAGUGCACCCACUGCGGUCCAGCCUACCUUCCCUUGUCCUGACUGUGGCAAGACCUUUGGGCAGGCCACUUCUCUGAGGCGGCACCGCCAGGUACAUGAUACCCCUGCCACCCCUGGCUCCCUCACCUGCACCGAGUGUGGUCAGGAAUUUGCCCAGGAAGCAGGGCUCCAUCAACACUACAUCCGGCAUGCUCGGGGUGAGCUCUGAGUGUGGCUCAAACCCUCUCUAUAGUGCUGGGGGUUCUAGGACUGAUUGGGACCCACUCAUGCUAGGGGCAUGGGUCUCUUAGGGGCCCUGGAGGAAUUUCCCCACUGGGAAGCCAAAGGGUUCUCAAACACCCAAAAGAUUGUCGCUUAGACAUGCAGUCUUUGAAGGACACAGGGCAUUUUAAGGAAGUGAUGACAUCAGACAAGUGGCAAGAUGUGUUAAAAGUGAGAACGUGAGAAGGAAAAAUUAUUUCUAUCUCCCUCAUUCCAAUUAAAUAACUAUCUGCAGAUUGUAUAAUCACCUUUAAUUUUUCCCAGAUGGAUGCUAUGGGCUACAGGAGCAAAUUGCCCUGGCUCUGCGCCUGGGUGGGGGUAGGGAAGUGAGACGCUGCUGGCCUGGAUGCCGAUGCUGUUACUGGGUGAGUUCCAGACCUGGAGCACCGCAGGAUUUUGGGGAUGGGGCAGCAGGGGUGGGCUGAACCCUGAGAGGAGGCUCCAGUUUGAUUCCUUGUGUCUGCCAGCCCCACGCCAACCUUCCCCACUCAGGGGAGCUAUGACCCUGCAUGGUAAAGCGCCUCCACUCAAAAUUUAUGCUGUAUUUGACUAAUUUUGUGUAUCAUUCUAGUGACAGGAUAUUUUUAUACGCACACACGAGACAGCAUGAAUAAGCCAACAGGAAUAGUGUCUAGAAACAAAAUACCCAUAUUGAGUCUGAACAGGGAGCCCAGGCUUUUGAGUGGGAACUGCCAAAGAACAUAUGGAUGUGGGGAGGAGGGAGCACAGGGGAGGGCUGGCCUAGCCCUGUAGGACUCCUCUGGAAGCAAAUGAGGACACCUUCUGUCUCAUGUUUUUCUUGGCCAAUGCUGGGAGAUUUUCCCAUGGUGGUCUAGUGCUCAGCUUUCCUGAAAAGGCCCAACACACAUCUUAUACUGUCAGCAGGGACGAGGCCAGAAGCUACCAACUGGAACUGAGCAGUGGGUGUCACUCUCGCACUGGUGAUGAGUCCCAGCAGGUCUGUUUUAUUCUACAUGACUGGCCCUGCCCCUGGAGAUUGGCCAGUAACCUGCACACAGUACUCAGGGCUCUGUUUAAAUUGAGGAAGGUUUUUUAAAAAAAGAGAAAAAAGACAUUUCCCAGACUCCCUUACCGCUAGACAUUAGCCAUAUGACUGGACUGAGUUCUGGCUAAAUUCCUGAGUAGAAUCCUUACAUUUGGAGGAGACUUGUCUUUCCUCUCCCUUCCUAACUAGAAUGUGGACAUGGUGCCCAGCCAUCUUGGACCACAAGGCAAAGAUCCACAUGGGAUGGUAGAGCAUCAAAAUAUCAGGAGCCUGGGCCUCUGGUCACCUUCAUAGGACAUUUACAUACCAGCUCACGUAUGUGCCAUUAGAUGAGAGCAAUAAACCUCUCUCAGUUAAGCUACCGUUAUUGGGUCCCUGUUACAUGCAACAGAAUUUACAGCCUAAGACAGGAGUCUGCAAACAAUGGCCAAUUCCAGCCUGUUGCUUAGUUGUGCAAAUAAAGUUUUAUUGGAACGUA